CAUUACUUAGCAUUCCUCCCUAUCAAGUGAUACCAUUUUUUUUCCUCUUGCAAGGCCUAUUCAUCCGUCAGGUUGACAUACAACAUAAUGUUAAGUGUGAGAGAGGCCAUGGGAAUAGUUGUUCUCAUUGUCGCGAUGACAAUAUUAAUAUGGGUGGCUGAAGGGCAAGGCCAAGAGUCAUGGGCCAAAAGGGUUGACACAGGCAAGAAAGUGGUAACAACUCUUCAGUUCUACUUCCAUGACACGCCCACUGGACCAAAUCCAAGUGUAGUCCCGAUCGCACAAGCUGCUGGAACCAUCAAUACGACUACCAUGUUUGGAGUUCUGAAUAUGCUUGAUGAUCCACUUACUGUUGGACCUAACCCAACUUCAAAGAUAGUAGGCCGAGCCCGCGGACUGUAUGGAUUCGCUAGUCAAACUGAUUUAAACCUCAUCAUGGUGAUGAGCUUUUGGUUCACGGAUGGUAGCUACAAAGGGAGUUCAUUAAGCCUAUUAAGCUUGAACCCGACAUUAAACCCGGUUCGCGAGAUGGCCAUCAUCGGUGGGACUGGUCUUUUCCGGUUCGGUCGUGGGUAUGCUCUGGCUCACACUUAUUCGCUCAAUCCUACUACUGGUGAUGGAAUUGCUGGAUACAAUAUUACUAUUGUCACAAAUGUUUGAUUUCUACUUCACUGCCAUUGUGUUGGAAUUCUGUGUGCAAAAGCGUGUAUACAAUAUGUCUAAAAUUUCAAUCCCCAAUCAUAUGUUAUGGAAUUAAUCCUGUGAGGGAUUGUAUUCAGAUAAUAUCAUUAUUACUGUUAUAGAAAGACACGACUUUCAUACUAAUAAGGUA
Molecule: messenger RNA, 832 nt
Organism: Capsicum annuum
Lineage: Eukaryota; Viridiplantae; Streptophyta; Magnoliopsida; Solanales; Solanaceae
Product: dirigent protein 23-like
Exons: 1
Coding region: 88-660 (190 amino acids)
Source: RefSeq, a predicted model, not a curated record